AUGGUACCUAAUACGGAAAAGACCAAAUUCCCAACAACGCAAGGCGGGUUUUUGAAAGCCAUGUCAACCGUACUUGUGACUGUGUUAGCAGAGCAAACUAAGGAUCAUCCAAACAACCCCAUUAGCAAUGAGUCUAAUACGGAUUUAGCCCAUACGAACCAAUCGUCUGUGCACAAGUCAGUUUAUUUAUGUGUGGAUUUAAAUGGACGUUUAGGUAACCAGAUGUUUGAAUUCGCCUCACUUUUGGGAAUAGCUCGUCAUCAUAGCAUGACGCCGGCAAUCCCCAAAGACAGUCAACUGAGAAAUAUUUUUAAUGUAAAUGUCACCGAUAUAGACAAGGAGAUCUCCUCUGGAUUUACUCAUAUUGGUCAAAUGCGUGAUUGCGAUUUUGAUCCCAUAAGUGCUGAUUUUGGAUCAAACUUGACAAUGUCCGGUUAUUUCCAGUCAUGGCGAUAUUUCUCUAACGUUUUUCCAGAACUUCGGAAACAGUUUACAUUCAAAGAUGAUAUUGUCAAACGUGCUCGAUUAGCACUUGAAACCUCUAUACAGUCACAGCAUCCUCAUUUUUCUCUGGAGAAUGCAACACUUGUAGGUGUUCACGUCAGACGUGGGGAUAUGGUACAGCCUGAGAUGAUUCAAUUUGGCUAUGCUGUUGGAAGUAAAGGCUAUCUUUUCCGGGCCGUGGACAACUUUAGGAGCAAAUACAGGUCUGUGAUGUUUAUUGUGUGCUCUAACGACAUGGGAUGGACAAAGGAGAAAUUACCUCAUCAGGUCUCCACGUUUAUCACCGGCCAGGAGGCUGAAGUGGAUAUGGCGAUACUGUCGUUGUGUAACCACACCGUUAUGACCGUAGGUUCUUACGGCUGGUGGUCCGCCUUUCUGACCGGAGGGACAACUACCUAUCAGAUACAACAGACGAUUCCGGGUACAGAGCUGGACAAGAGGUUUAACCUGACCGAUUAUAUGCUACCGGACUGGAUCGGCAUGUAUCAGAACAGUGCCGCUGGCGUGCACUAGAUAUUGCAUAAAUAUUGCCUUAUGACUCUAAUAUGCUUCCAUCGUAUAUCUUCAUUUAUCAUCCCUUAUAGAGUGGUCUGAUGCAAAUGUCAGAAUGAAUGAAUGAAUGAUUAUGGCUUAACAUCACAUCGCAAAUGUCACAAAGGUGUAAAGGUAUUUAUAGC
Molecule: messenger RNA, 1181 nt
Organism: Liolophura sinensis
Lineage: Eukaryota; Metazoa; Mollusca; Polyplacophora; Chitonida; Chitonidae
Product: galactoside alpha-(1,2)-fucosyltransferase 2-like
Exons: 1
Coding region: 1-1017 (338 amino acids)
Biological process (GO): carbohydrate metabolic process
Cellular component (GO): membrane
Molecular function (GO): galactoside 2-alpha-L-fucosyltransferase activity
Source: RefSeq, a predicted model, not a curated record